UGUGCAUGGUGCUUGCACAGGCGCCGUAGGCACGUCGAUCGGGACGCCGACCAGCGCGGUGCAUGGCACAUGCAGUCUGGGCUCGCCACGCACGGUUUGCUCGUCGCCGGCGCGGGUUUCGUCCUCGCCGAUUAAUUUACCAUCACAGGGUAAUGCAUCAAAGGGUCUUACACCAAAACGUACGUAUGUGCACACGGUAACACCAAAACGGAAUGCUCAGACGAGUACAAUUGUUUCUCCCAUGCCAAUGCCGGUUAUGGAUAUGGCAGAUUUGGCUACCAAGAAGAGCACAACACCGGGUAUAAUGACCACACCGGUAUCUCCAGCUUUAUUCUCUGAUGAGGUGAUUGCGUUUGGAGGCAUUAAAUCACAGACGGCAAAAGGUAUAAGGUCAAGUGGAAGACUUAGAGCGCAACCAAAUGCGGAUGCGACUCAGCUUGAAAAAGCUAUGCUACUGGCUCAAAGGCGUAAUGAAAGCUUUGCGCAAGGUUAUUCUUCGAGUUGUGCAGUGGAUACGGUUAUGGGCUUUCCUGCUACCGGAGGAUCAGCGCAAGGAUAUGGAUACUGGAUGCAACAGACUGCUGGUGCUUACUCAGGAUUUCUACUACCAGGCUACUGGGUGGCGACACAAUAAUAGGAUAGAGUAUGGCUAGCCUAUUUAGAUGUUUGCUGUUCCGUUGGUUGAUUUAUGUGGCAACCAAGUCAGACCCAUGAUUGUAUUUUCCCUAUGACUUUCGUACUUGUUACUUGAUACUUGAUACUCUAUAUGUUUAAUAAAAGGCCGUGUGCAUCGAUUGAUGCAGAGGCUGGGGCUGCUGCUCCUUUAUCGAAAA
Molecule: messenger RNA, 833 nt
Organism: Lolium perenne
Lineage: Eukaryota; Viridiplantae; Streptophyta; Magnoliopsida; Poales; Poaceae
Source: RefSeq, a predicted model, not a curated record